AUGAGCGGGUCAAUCGGUGCAACGGUCACCGAGAAACCAUUCGAUGUGUUAAGAGCAAGAGCUUUUUUGAUGAUCGGAGGCAUCUUCGGCUGGCAUCGACUAUAUUUGAGACAAAUCCCCGAGGCAUUCAUCUACUUCUCGACAUGGGGAGUUUUCCUUCUUGGUGUCUUCUAUGACAGUUUUUUCAUUAACAGUCAAGUGCAAGAGUACAAUGAUCGAAUCGAUGAUGGAAAUCCCGCCGAGGGAAAGGCAUCUGGAAAUGGGAAAACCGUGCGUUUCCUAUUGCCGCAAACGGCUGCUCUUGUGCGAUUCUCGUUCAGCCGCUUUGUCUACUCGAUUUUGUAUGCUUGUUAUCUCGGGAUGUUUGUCGCUGGGACGGGAAAUCUUCUACUCGGCAUCUCGCCAUCCGAACAUUUCCCCCUAAUGACUAUUGUCGCCGGAGCGGUGUCUUUUGGCAUCUUCCUGGUGGGAAACAGUGGCGGACAGAGCCGAAGCGCCGCCCCGAUUUGGAUGUCCACCUUCACGAUACUGACCGUGGCGCUAAAAGUCUUCGAUUUGUCGAUUUGGCGGGCGGUGUUCUCUUCGUCGAUUGCCGGCACACUAAUCGGGAAUCGAGGCGCGAAAAAGAUUUGUCCCAGAGAUCGCUCGUUUCGAUAUAAACACUAUGUGUUCUGGUGCUCCCUGUGGAUGUUCUGUAUCUGUUUAUGCAUUGCCGGCUCGGGUCGGCAAUUUCUCGAGAAACGAGUCACUUUUCACUCGAAUGAAGCCCGCGUCUCGUCGACGUUCGCGAAAUUGCUUUAUGAUAGAUACGAGAACCCGGCGAAAGUCUAUCGUUUCUUCGAAAUGGACUCCCUGUCGAUCAUCUACGAGAAGCCAGCAAUUUCAAAGAGGAAAAUGGCAAACAAAAGUUUACAGUGGCACGACGAUUUGUGGGACUGGUGGGUGGAAUCUGUCUCGCCGACGUGGAUCGAUCAAGCAUUCACUUUCACCAUCGAUCUCUUCAAAGCAGAGGCCCGAGCGAGGAAAGGAAAGCUCGUGCAUGAGCCACUGAAAUGGGCAGCUUGGCGUCUAUAUUUGAGAUGGGUGUUUGACCUUUCCGCCUCAGCCAAAGAUGAGCAAUAUGAAACGGCGUGCGCUGGUUGGAUUCGAAAAGAGAAGCUCUCGAAAAAUGCUGGGAAAUACGAUGUGAAACAAGUGCUGAGUAUUCGACGUGCAUGCGACGUGGCCACGUCA
Messenger RNA from Mesorhabditis belari, 1233 nucleotides. The record is from the annotation of a GenBank genome assembly. NCBI's taxonomy places the organism in Eukaryota, Metazoa, Nematoda, Chromadorea, Rhabditida, Rhabditidae.